Molecule: messenger RNA, 841 nt
Organism: Stegodyphus dumicola
Lineage: Eukaryota; Metazoa; Arthropoda; Arachnida; Araneae; Eresidae
Molecular function (GO): nucleic acid binding
Source: RefSeq, a predicted model, not a curated record
UACAGAUAAUCUAGCAUGACUUCACUGGCAAAUGCAAAAGCGGAAGAAGAUAAUAGUUGGAAGAAAACGAAUAAUUCCCUCACUCCCAACUUGAGGAAACUGCCACCUCGAAGGCCGGAGGAGGCGGAGAUACGAACACCAAAUGAAGAUGAUCCAGCUUGGUCUGCUGUCCAAUCGCAACUCGUGCCUUGUGCAGUGUGUGGAAGAACCUUCUUCCCAGAGCGUUUACCUGUCCAUCGCAGGGUAUGUAAAGGAAAACCCAGUCCCAGACCACUGAAGAGAGCUUCUUCUCUAAGGGAACAGUCAGCUUCAUCCAGAGAUGGGGAGGAGCAAAGAUCGGAGCCUGUAUACGUGCCUUGCUACGUGUGCGGUCGCAGUUAUGGAUCGUGGGUAAUAUCUAUGCAUGAACAGCAAUGCCUCAGAAAAUGGCGGCGAAAAAAUGACAAGCUGCCAGAUUCCCAGCAACAGGAAGAGCCCAUUAAACCACCUGGAUCUUCAGCAGAUGAUGAUGUAGCUAGUUUAAUUGAACUUGGAGACACCGCAUGGGAAAGUCAUUUACAGCAGCUUGUACCUUGCCCUCGUUGUUCUCGUACCUUCUUCCCAGACAGGUUGGAAGUACACGAACGGAGCUGCAAAGGACCAUCUUGCAGCAGACGCCCACGCAGCAACAAAGGAGCGUAACAAAACACAGUUGGACUCUAAAGAACUUUUCAUAUCCAGCUGAUAUUCAGCAGCUAAUCAUUGCACGACAUACUUACAAGAUGCAGUUGUUGUAAUAAUACCAAACAUCAUCCUUUGAAGAUAUAAAGUAGAUGUAGAAUAUAAAAUUAUGGAAACAUUA